AUGAAUUGUUUCAUUUAACAACACUGUUUCCAAUGUUUAUUGGAGUAGAAAUCUGUUGUGACGCUAUGCGGCCAAUUGAUGUCCAGUACGUUGAUUAAAAAAAUAAAACCAAACACCCCAUAAGCUAUUCGUUCGAUAAUAACACAACUGCGUGGUGAGAAAUGGCACUUAGUACCUAUUAUCGGUUGUUACAUAUGUACAAGUUUACCUUUGGUAACAGCGCAAAUAUAUUGUCCCGCAUUGGACUGGGGCAUAAUGGCAUAACCGUGUUAGCAUGUUCUAAACAUGCUGUGCGUUUCAAGCAGGAUGGACUAUGAUCUGUAAAGCAAAACAGCAGUGUACUAAAUGCAUCAUCAGAGGCUGACAGAAAGGAAAAGCAGAGGCAGCACAUGGCUAAAGGUUUGCCCAAACAGAAACCUGUAGCUGGAGUCAAGCAAGUCGUCGUGGUCGCUUCAGGGAAGGGCGGAGUGGGGAAGUCAACCACUGCAGUUAACUUGGCUCUGGGAAUUUCUGCGAACGAUCAGACGAAAUCGGUGGGACUCCUGGAUGCUGAUGUCUUUGGGCCUUCUAUUCCCAAACUGAUGAACUUGAAAGGGAACCCUGAGUUGACAGAGAAAAACUUAAUGAGGCCGCUGGUGAAUUAUGGGAUACCCUGCAUGUCAAUGGGCUUCCUGGUGGAGGAGACGGCACCUAUCGUUUGGCGAGGCCUAAUGGUGAUGUCUGCCAUAGAAAAGCUUCUGAGGCAGGUGGACUGGGGUCACUUGGACUACCUGGUUGUGGAUAUGCCACCCGGUACAGGAGAUGUCCAGCUGACCAUCACACAGAACAUCCCUGUGGCAGGCGCGGUGAUCGUGUCGACUCCUCAGGAUAUCGCGCUGCUGGACGCACGGAGAGGGGCGGAGAUGUUCCGGAAGGUCAACGUGCCGGUCCUGGGAAUGGUCCAAAACAUGAGCGUGUUCCAGUGCCCAAACUGCCAGCACCAGACCCAUAUUUUUGGGACGGAUGGGGCGAGGGAAUUGGCCCACACCCUGGGAGUGGACGUCCUGGGGGAUGUCCCACUGCACCUGAACAUUAGGGAGAUGUCCGACAGGGGCCAGCCUGUGGUGGUGUCAUCCCCAGAUAGUCCAGAGGCUGAAGCCUACAGGAAAGUCGCCUCUGCGGUCGUCCAGCGCCUGGCCGCCCUCUCGGACUGACAGAGGGUCUCAUUGGGAGAGCCGGCGGGGCAGGAGACCUUAACAUCUGUUGUGCUCAAAACCGCUGGGUGCCACACCGCCCGUCACCCGCAAGCACAGCAUCACCGAAGUCCACUACUACAAGUUCACCAGUUAAACUGCCGUACGAGGGUGCAAUUACCCCUCUCUACCAUAAUUCAUCCAAUGAAUGCACUGAAAGAAUCAAGGACUUCCGACACCUCCAACUGGCACAGUUUACUACAUGGAAUCACAGUAUCGACAUUAUUACAUUGUCGCUGUCAGAUUGUCUUGCACUUAAAAUAAUGGCCUGCUUCAGAAUAUUUCUCAUAUAUCUUGUUGGUACAAGAUGCUGUGAAUGGCAUUGGCUGUGUGCAGUACAGCUCCCUGGGUGCAUCUCGGGCCGUUUGCUGCAGAAUUGCGUGUCGGGUUUCGACAGCGCGCUUCCUGCUCUUGCUGAUGGACCGGGCGAGGAGUCCGCGGAUUGUACCGUGCCUUGUGUGCGAUUGUCAGCGGUUCGCUGGCCGUGCCAUUAUUUGAGGAGCUGAAACCGAACCCUCGGUCUGAGAAGCACGGGGCCACGGGUUUGACAAGAAUGCUGGACAAGAAUGUUCCGGCUUUGUGAGCCUGCUUCGGACCUGGCUGGCUGGUCUUUUACCCGCUUGCCCCAGAGAACCGACCUGCCAUGAUCCUGAUCCCCACACUGUGGAAGAACCAGGAGCCCCACUGUCGUUCGCUUGCGUUACAGGACACUAAAAAGAACGGAGAAUGACUGUGGAAAGUAAGAAGAAUAAAGUGGUGUCUUUUGAAGAUAA
Molecule: messenger RNA, 2005 nt
Organism: Conger conger (European conger)
Lineage: Eukaryota; Metazoa; Chordata; Actinopteri; Anguilliformes; Congridae
Gene: nubpl
Product: nucleotide binding protein-like
Exons: 12
Coding region: 390-1193 (267 amino acids)
Biological process (GO): mitochondrial respiratory chain complex I assembly; iron-sulfur cluster assembly
Cellular component (GO): mitochondrion
Molecular function (GO): 4 iron, 4 sulfur cluster binding; ATP binding; ATP-dependent FeS chaperone activity
Source: RefSeq, a predicted model, not a curated record